Molecule: messenger RNA, 1491 nt
Organism: Cucurbita moschata (crookneck pumpkin)
Lineage: Eukaryota; Viridiplantae; Streptophyta; Magnoliopsida; Cucurbitales; Cucurbitaceae
Product: pentatricopeptide repeat-containing protein At5g27460
Exons: 3
Coding region: 46-1392 (448 amino acids)
Cellular component (GO): mitochondrion
Molecular function (GO): protein binding
Source: RefSeq, a predicted model, not a curated record
AAGACCAUUGUAUACCUUUGUGCCAAUGCGCACACAAAGCAAUCGAUGACUCGGUGGCUCGGCGCUUCAGAGGUCGCCGCUCGAACGAAAUCGGUGAUGAAGACGACUCUCCGCUCCGGCACCGGACGAAUUAAUUUUCUUCUCCGAGCAUGGAGGCCUAUAUCGUCACAUACUUCGCCAGUCGACUCUUCGGACAUCAUUUCUGCCGUAUCUCCCAAAACCCUACAAAAAGGUGGCGACAAUGGCAACUUCAAGCAGGACUUUAUGAAGCUCAAGCAACCUCGGAGUAGCGUGACCACCGUACUUCAGAGUGGUAACAGUGAAGCUCAAAGAACCUCAAUCACUAAGCUCCGGCGUGUUGUCAAGAAGCUCUGCAAACCGAAGCGAUUUGAGCGUGCACUAGAGGUACUAAUGUUGAUGGAAACUCAAAAUAAGAUCCGUAUGUCCCCGGCUGAUCAUGCUCUCCGAUUGGAAUUGACCAUCAAAGUGCACGGUUUGCUGAAAGCUGAAGAACACUUCAAUCAAUUGCCCAACAUAGCCUCUCAGAAAGCUUCAUCUCUCCUUCUUCUUCAUGGUUAUGUCAAAGAGAAGAACACAGAGAAAGCUGAGGCUUUCAUGGCAAAGCUAAAGGGCUUGGGACUGGUUGUGGAUCCGCAUCUUUACAAUGAGAUGAUGAAACUGUAUGUCGCCACAUCUCAAAAUGAGAAAGUUCCUCUUGUUAUAAAGGACAUGAAGCAAAAUCACAUACUGAGAAAUGUUCUCUCCUACAAUCUUUGGAUGAAUGCUUGCAGUGAGCUAUAUGGGUUUAGGUCAGUGGAAUUGGUGUAUGAAGAAAUGCUGAGUGAUAAGAAUGUUCAAGUGGGAUGGAGCACUCUAUCUACCCUGGCUAAAGUGUAUACACAGGCAGGCCUUGUUCACAAAGCGUUUGCAGCCUUGAAAGCUGCAGAGAAGAAGCUAUCCUCAGGUAACAGGCUUGGAUAUUUCUUCUUAAUUACAUUAUAUGCCACUUUGAACGACAAGGAGGGAGUUCUUCGAGUUUGGACAGCUAGUAAAGCUGUAAGUGACAGACCCACUUGUGCCAACUACAUGUGUAUAUUGCUAUGUUUGGUGAAGCUAGGAGAUCUCAACGAGGCAGAGAAAAUAUUUAAGGAAUGGGAGCUCGAUUGUCGUAAUUAUGACAUUAGAGUCUCCAAUGUUCUUCUGGGCGCAUAUGUGAGGAAUGGAUUGUUAGAGAAGGCCGAGUCGUUACAUAUGCACACAUUAGAGAGAGGUGGUACUCCGAAUUAUAAGACAUGGGAGAUUCUCAUGGAGGGAUGUGUGAGAAGCCAAAACUUGGACAGAGGUAUUAAUUUUCUCGAGAACAAUUUUGCUGGGUUGAAAUGUCAUGAUUAAAAUCUAUCGUUUUUCUUUUUUGGUCGAUUCAAGUAUAGUUAGGUAGAUAAAGUACGAACUGAAAAAACAUCAUAUAUUUCAUAAGUUUUCAUUAUUCAA